AUGCAGAGACGGGGGGAAGAAGACGAGGAAUGUGGCGAAGAAGAGGAUGUGCCGCUUCAUUAUCAACGACCCUUUGGCGCAGGCAUCCCACGCAAGCCCAUCCAGUUCGUCAAGGCAUCAGAUGCAAGCCUAGGCACGCCCCAGGCAGUCAAGAAAACCAAAUCCGGCGCUUCUGUAGGCGACUUUUACCUCAGCCUCGUGCUUGGCGAUAAGAAGAAAGCAGAAGCCGAAAAGCACGCUGGACAAGUGUGCGCCGUGUGCGAGCUGCCCGUGGAUAAAGAUGAUAUCGUAAGAGAGGCCGACGAUAGCGACGAUAAGCCCACGACAAGUAGACAGAAGCACGAGUCUUCCAUUGCUCAUCAAGUCUGCCUUACACACUCACAUCCCCCCUCAUCACUAGAUCGGUCACGUAUGGGCCUGACUUAUCUUUCAUCACAUGGCUGGGACCCUGAUUCACGGAAGGGACUCGGUGUCGAGGAGCAAGGCAUGCAGUAUCCCUUGAAGACUCGGCCGAAGGAGGACAAAUUCGGUCUGGGGUUGAAGGUACCAAAAGGUAUUCAGGGCAAGAUCGAAAAGAAGAAGCCGCAAACGUUGGACGCGAAGAAGUGCCGGAAGAGGGCAGAGGAAGACAAGAAAAAGGCCGAGAGGUUGCGACAGAUGUUUUACGGCAGCGAGGACGUUGACAAAUACCUGGGGACCGGUUUAUAG
Messenger RNA from Colletotrichum orchidophilum, 708 nucleotides. RefSeq names its product G-patch domain-containing protein. The record is from RefSeq and is a predicted model, not a curated record. Lineage: Eukaryota; Fungi; Ascomycota; Sordariomycetes; Glomerellales; Glomerellaceae. Bases 1 to 708 code for a protein of 235 amino acids. The transcript has a single exon. Gene Ontology annotation, molecular function: nucleic acid binding.